Penicillium digitatum Pd1 is the source of this 855-nucleotide messenger RNA. NCBI's taxonomy places the organism in Eukaryota, Fungi, Ascomycota, Eurotiomycetes, Eurotiales, Aspergillaceae. The record is from RefSeq and is a predicted model, not a curated record.
AUGGUUCGUCCUCGGCGUGCCGCUGCUCAAAAGCCAGAGGGUCACUAUGCUGCUGCCACCUCGCCCAUAAAAAAACGGAGGAUCAGUACUAUUGCAUCGUCGGCCCGGAAGAAGGGCAAACAGAAGACUGAGUUUCAGUACGCGGAAGACGCAAUGAGAUUGCCACUCCCUGGUUUUGCUCCUGCUCCUGCUCCUGCUCCUGCUCCUUCCCAUAAACCUAUCCCUGUCAUGGUGCCUCCACCAUUGAAUCCGGCCGCACUCGCAUUGGAUUUGAAGAAAUCCUACGAAGGCCAAAUUCCACUACCGACACUACCAAAACGACAGAAAAGAUGGAGACAACCGGCAAAGAAUCCGAUUAUCCGCCUGGAGGAUACACCAAAAGGAUGGAAUGCUAAAGAACCUGACCUUGAUCCGGAUGAUUUGGAGGCUCAGAUAGCAAGGUGUCGUGAGCGAAUUGGUGAUAAUAUCAUGAGCCGGGUGUUUGAAUUCACGUUGGAGAAGUUAUUGAAAGAGCAGAAAAGUCGCGAAGCAAUGAUGGACUUGGAGCCCGCUGGAUUGAGUUGGCCUGUCGUUCAGCGCUUGCAAACUCUCCAGGGGACUUUGGAAUGGCUCCAGAGCGAGAAUGACAAGUAUGAGCUGGUUGGAAAUGUGACAAACAUCAUGGCAGCAUACAGAUCGGGCCACUUGAGGUGGAAUCCAGGCCUUGUUACCUACUGGUCUAAAGGCGUUCUCCUUUGCCAGCCGAGGCCAUUCAGGUGGAACGAGUUUGAUAUCAUCAACGCCCAACAUGAUGGUCACACAGGUUUUUGGGUAGAAGGGGACAAAGUCCAAUCCCCCAAAUGGCAGAAUGGAUAG